AUGGCCCCAUGGCCCGACAGUGAACAUCAUGUCGAUCAUAACGCAGGGAUACCUGACGCUGUCUUCGUUAAACUCAUGAUUGCCAUGUUUACCAGCACUUUCAUCUUCGUCUUCUUGGGGGGCUUCCUCAACCAUUGGCGCAACUACCGCAGUUUUUCAAGCGGGCUCAACGCGUCCAUAUUGAACUCACUCCCUGUAUUUGUUUACUCCAAAAGCAAAAGCAAAAUCAAUGCGAAUAAUGUUGUGGAAGAUUGUUGUGUCUGUUUGUCCGAGUUCGAAGAGAGUGACAAGUGUCUGGUUUUACCCAAUUGUAAACAUUGUUUUCAUAGUGCCUGUAUUCACAUGUGGCUUUCUAAUCAUUCAACCUGCCCGCUUUGCCGCUCACCUGUUGUUAUUGUUGAUCAAGUAACAACGCCUCAUCCUACUACUGCUUCAUCUAUCCAAACAACAACAACAUCGUCGUCGGAACCAGCUGUAGUUGAUGUUAGAAUAGACAUUGUGCCUGUUGUUAACGAGACGGAGCCAGAGAGUCAGAUCAAGAGUCAAGUUGAAGAAGCAGAAGAAGAAGAAGAAAUUAGUAUUAACAUGAGUCAGUCUCUUCUGGACGAAGAUGAGGAUUUCGUUGAUGUGCUGAAUCCGAGUACUAAAAAAGAGAUUGCAGCGUCCGGGGAUGCAAAUAUGCAAAACUUGAAGCGCGGAGACAUAUUGCAGCUGGAGUGUAAAGGUUACUUCAGAUGUGAUGUUCCUUUCGUUAGACCUUCGAAGCCUAUUGUACUCUAUUCUGUUCCAGAUGGCAGUAGGGGUAAGCAUGGUGCGGUUCGGUUAUUGCCUAAAAUCAAAACCAGAACCGCACACUUCGGUUAUCAAAAAAGUCAUAACCGUUCAGUUUCGGUUAAUGCGGUUUCGGUUAAUUGGUUAUUUGCGGUUAAUGCGGUUUCGGUUCGGUUAUAG
Helianthus annuus (common sunflower) is the source of this 951-nucleotide messenger RNA. RefSeq names its product RING-H2 finger protein ATL52. Lineage: Eukaryota; Viridiplantae; Streptophyta; Magnoliopsida; Asterales; Asteraceae. The record is from RefSeq and is a predicted model, not a curated record. Bases 1 to 951 code for a protein of 316 amino acids. Gene Ontology annotation, biological process: translation. The transcript has 3 exons.